AUGGCCGAGCGCCUCGCCGCAUCCGCCGCCACCCUCCGCGCCUCGGCCGCUGGCACCCCGUCCGCCCGCCGCGCGGCGCGGGCCAGCCGCGCCUUCUUCCCGCCCUCGCCGGCGUCAUCGGCUCGCGCGCGCGUCGGCCUCCGCGCCGCGCCGUCUCCGCUCCCGCAGCCGCAGAAGGCGAGGGCAGUGAGGUGCGCGGCUGUGGCGGCGGCGUCUGACGUGGCUCAGGUGAAGGCCGCGCGCGAGGACAUCAGGGAGCUUCUCAGGACGACUCACUGCCACCCCAUCCUGGUCCGUCUAGGAUGGCAUGAUGCUGGUACGUAUGACAAGAAUAUUGAGGAGUGGCCACAACGAGGUGGAGCUAACGGAAGCUUAAGAUUUGAUGUUGAGUUGAAACAUGGAGCCAAUGCUGGUCUGAUAAAUGCUCUAAAGCUUAUCCAACCAAUUAAGGACAAGUACCCGAGUAUCACUUAUGCAGAUUUAUUUCAGUUGGCAAGUGCUACAGCAAUUGAGGAAGCUGGUGGCCCAAAGAUUCCAAUGAAAUACGGACGAGUUGAUGUUACAGGACCUGAGCAGUGCCCACCUGAGGGGAAGCUUCCCGAUGCUGGCCCAAGUUCACCUGCUGACCACUUGAGGGAGGUAUUCUACAGAAUGGGCCUUGAUGACAAGGAAAUUGUUGCCUUGUCUGGAGCACAUACACUUGGAAGGUCCAGGCCUGAACGAAGUGGCUGGGGGAAACCAGAAACAAAAUAUACUAAAAAUGGUCCUGGUGCACCUGGUGGGCAAUCAUGGACAGUUGAGUGGCUGAGAUUUGAUAACAGUUACUUCAAGGAUAUCAAAGAGAAACGAGAUCAAGAUCUUCUGGUCCUACCUACAGAUGCUGCUUUAUUUGAGGACCCAAAGUUCAAGGUCUAUGCGGAGAAAUAUGCAGAGGACCAAGACGCAUUCUUCAGAGACUACGCUGAGGCUCAUGCUAAACUGAGCAAUCUGGGUGCGAAGUUCCAACCGCCGCAGGGAUUCUCUUUGGAUGAUUAG
Messenger RNA from Miscanthus lutarioriparius, 1035 nucleotides. The record is from the annotation of a GenBank genome assembly. Lineage: Eukaryota; Viridiplantae; Streptophyta; Magnoliopsida; Poales; Poaceae.